AUGAGCGAAGACUUUGAGUCUCGGGAGACACUGGAGGCCAAUAAUUUACACAUGGAAAUUCGGAACCCUUCAGAUGCUCUACAAAUCCUAGCACAUGCGAGAGAUAGUACCGAUGGACAGGGUCGUAGCGAAAAGCAGUGGCGUACGGCCGAUGCCGAUACGCCUUCAAAUCCAAGUCUCUCUCAAAAACAAUCUCAUUCGCCAUUUACGAUGGCUUCAGUUAAUUCGGGGAAUCGUACGAAUCCCAGGGGAACUACUCAAGAGAAUGACGAAGCGUCUACUGUACUACUGGAUGAUUACGAACUCGUGCAGCGGGGACUAUUACACCCCAGUGUUCUACCCAAGUUGCUUCAUUUUUACGCACGGAACUACCAUCCAUAUUGUCCUAUUGUUCCACCGUAUAUGCUAGGUCCGGAGGCCAUGACUAAAAUUCGAAGGUCGGACUACUUUCUCCUCACUGCCAUCCUUGCAGUUGCCUCAAGGGAUAUGCCCGCACAUGUUUUAGUCCAUCGGUACUGCUGGGACCAUGCUCAGCGGCUGCUUCUAGAGGUUUUAUUAGCCCACUCGUGGGCACAGACGCCCAGGACAGUACAAGCCAUACUACUACUUGCCGAAUGGAUUCCAUAUCAGAUGAAACAGGAUGUCACAGAAAGCCCCAAGAGCCUGCUUGGUGAGGACCGAUCUGCGUGGUCCCUUAUUGGCCUCGCUGUGCGACAAGGUUACCUUUUACGGUUGGAUCGUGCUGCCUUUCCUUCCGCAGGAUCAACAGAGUGCCGUAAAGCUUCUGAGAUAGAAGAAGAAAACCGUUUGAUUUGGACGUAUAUUUAUCUAAUAGAGAGACAAAUUUCUGUACGAAUGGGGCAGUCGUUCUGGUCUCGCGGCCCGUCUCUAUCUUCGAAACUCACGAAUGAAGAUUUCCCAAAUCUCAAAUCCCUACCAGGAAUGGGAGAAGAAGAUCUUGCUUCUGCGUUGCAAGCUAAAACUGAGCUGACACAGAUCUUAUACAACGCACAUGGGAUUCUGUAUUCUUCGACGGAGAGGACUUUAGCUAUGGUUAACGACGGUGAUUAUGCAAGGUAUUUGGACGACUUUCAGCGAUCGACUACAAACUGGUAUGCAGCAUGGAAUGGGGGUAAAUUUUCAUCUAACGUCAAAGCCACUCUUCUCCUCUUGUAUGAGUAUGUGUGCUUAUACGUCAACGCAUUUUCAUUCCAAGCCGUGCUUACAAGAGCCUCGGGCGCAUGCUCUCAACAUAGAGAGGCCACCGCUGGCAAAGGCGUCUCUUCGGUAGCUCCGUUCUCAGGGGGUCUCAUGUCCUCACCAGAUGGCCCGUAUGUGUAUGAGGCAAUCAGCUGUGCAAGGAAGAUUCUAGGUUUAAUGAAUCAGCUCCAUCCUAGAAAUACUCUUCGCUUCUUACCGACUCGGUUUUAUCUGUACGGUGUGUACGCCGCCGUUUUCUUGUAUAAGGCUCAGUGCGCAGGCGCGUUUCAAUCAGUCGCCCAGAGGCGGGAGAACUCAAAAUUAGCGGAGAGAUUUAUCUCGAAAUUGGAGCAAAUCUCUCAGGAUGAAUUGCACCUCUGCCGCCGAUACAGUGUAAUGCUGGGAAGAAUAUGGCGAUCUCCAGACUCUCAACGGCUAUUCCAUGACGGCACUGUCUCACGAACCCCACCGGCAAGUCACGACGUUCCUGCUACUGUUGACUCGAAUAGUAACAUCAUUUCUAUGGGGGACGAAACAAAUUCCCAGAUGUCAUGGCCUACAGAUAGAGGACAAAAUCACUGGAACUAUGUCCUAAACGAUUGGGACCAAAGAGCCGUUGACACAAUGCAGUACAAUACUGAUGCCGCGGCAAUGACAGACAUAGAGGGAUAUUUUCUUGGGUCGUUCUUCCCCGGAGUCACUGACGUUGAUUUUCAACACGGACUUGGGGAGAUGGGAUUAUGA
Molecule: messenger RNA, 1944 nt
Organism: Clonostachys byssicola
Lineage: Eukaryota; Fungi; Ascomycota; Sordariomycetes; Hypocreales; Bionectriaceae
Source: the annotation of a GenBank genome assembly